Messenger RNA from Antrostomus carolinensis (chuck-will's-widow), 719 nucleotides. Its product is annotated as oxysterol-binding protein-related protein 8-like. The record is from RefSeq and is a predicted model, not a curated record. The coding region runs from base 23 to 427 and encodes 134 amino acids. The transcript has 4 exons. NCBI's taxonomy places the organism in Eukaryota, Metazoa, Chordata, Aves, Caprimulgiformes, Caprimulgidae.
ACCAUGGGACCCUUUGAAUGACAUGAUCCAAUUUGAAAAAGAUGGCACCAUCCAAACAAAAGUUCGACACCGGACGCCAAUGGUUAAUGUUCCAAAAAUAAAACGAAAGCCAACCAGUCAGAAGAAAGGGGAGUGUGGUUUCUCAUCCCCGGAGCCUGAUAACCAGGAUUCCUCUGGGAGCGAAGCACAACUUCUGAAGCAUAAUACAAGAAUAAGGAAAAAAGGGGCAGACCUUGGUGAACUGCAGAGUGCCAUUGAAUCUAUAAAGGAAACACAAGAAGACAUCAAGAGAGACAUUAUGGCUCUACGGAAUAGAGUCACUUCUAAUUCACCACCUGUGGACUACCAUUUCUUGCAGUUUAAGCACUAUGUCUUCAUUAUACUCGUGGUUCUGCUGCAGCUUAUCAUUAAUUUCUUGUUCAAAUAGGAAGUGUGAACAAGGGCCUUUCUGAACUGGAAUGAUCGAACUGUUAACUGGGGACCAUAUUUUAGGUUGGACUUUAAGUGAUGCAAUAUUAUCUAAAAGAGCCCUGUAGCAACAACUUACAGAACUUGCCUCAGCAUCCAUGGUUCAGAAUCAUACUCCCACCUACCCAGUUGAAGUAAGAAUUGUGUAAGUGCCAGUACACUCUUGCUCCUGGUGUGUGCCUCUGUCUCGCAGACAUACGACAUCAGCCUUGUGUUUUAUAUUACGUCAUAUGCUGUCCUGAUGAAUCUUC